Messenger RNA from Amyelois transitella, 1268 nucleotides. RefSeq names its product 2-acylglycerol O-acyltransferase 2-A. Gene Ontology annotation, cellular component: endoplasmic reticulum membrane. Gene Ontology annotation, molecular function: diacylglycerol O-acyltransferase activity. Bases 169 to 1215 code for a protein of 348 amino acids. NCBI's taxonomy places the organism in Eukaryota, Metazoa, Arthropoda, Insecta, Lepidoptera, Pyralidae. Gene Ontology annotation, biological process: triglyceride biosynthetic process. The record is from RefSeq and is a predicted model, not a curated record. The transcript has 5 exons.
CUCAUUGUUUCUAAGUACUUGUUUUACAUUACCAACUACACCUUCGGACUUUGUUUAGAUAUUUGCCUUUGAAUAUCAUAGUGACUUUUUCAUCUCUUGUCUUUAGACGUGUUAUGUAACUGUUAUUUUAUCUUACAUGUAGCAAUUCUCAGGAUAGACGAUCAAAUUAUGGAUUUAUUCCGGUCAGUUUCAGAUAAACUUGGCAUAAAAUGGGCUCCAUUGGAUGUACCUUUGGAACGACGGCUUCAAACCCUAGCCAUCUUCUGUUGGUUCCACUUCAUGACGUCAUGCGGGGUCAUGUUUAGCAUCUACUUCUUCAUCAAACUCCUCUAUUCCAGCUACUGGUACUUGGCUAUCGCAUAUUCCGUCUGGAUGUUGUUCGACAUCAAUACGGCUCAAAAAGGGGGGCGACCAUGUGACUGGGUCCGAAAUUGGACGUGGUGGAAAUAUCAAUGCGACUAUUUUCCGACCAAGAUGAUCAAGACAGCUGAAUUGGACCCUUCGAAGAACUACUUGCUAGGCUGCAUUCCUCACGGCGUCAUUUGUAUGGGUCUCUUCCCUGUUCUCGCUUCGAACGCCCUUGAGUUUACCAAACACUACCCUGGAAUCAAAAGAGGAUUUGCCACUCUUCCUUUGUACUUCUACGUGCCUUUCUUCAGAGAGAUAGCCUUGUCUAUUGGCGGCACGAUAGCGUCUGAUGAUAGCAUAGUUUACUCAUUGGAUCCUAAGAGGUAUAAAGGAAAUGCGGUUGCUGUUGUCAUAGGCGGGGCCAGAGAAGCAGCGUUAACGCACCCAGGGCAGUAUAACACGAUAUUGAAACAAAGAAAAGGAUUUGUACGCUGUGCUAUCAAAACUGGAGCCUCCCUCGUUCCCACCAUUACUUUCGGCGAGGUGGACCUUUACGAGCCGGUGAGGAAACCAGAAGGAACCUUCGCGAGGAAGUGUCAGGACAUGGUCUACAAGGUCAUCGGCAUCAACCCAUUGUUCCCGAGAGCUAGAGGGAUGCUGCAAUAUAGUUACGGAUCAGUUCCUUACAGGAAGCCACUUUUCGUCGUUAUUGGUGCCCCAAUAGAUGUGAAAAGGAACUUGGACCCAACUCCUGAAGAAGUGGACGCAGUGCACGCCCUAUUCAUAGAAAAGAUGAUUGAACUGUUUGAGAGAGAGAAAGUUAACUACGUAGAAAAUCAUGAGAAUGUUAAUCUGAAUUUAGUGUAACGCUGUGUUAAAUAAGUAUGUAUUUGUUUUAAUAAAAAUUUUUGAUCUUAAAA